AUGAGUGUUCACCUCCUGAGAAGUGUGUGGCCGCGGAUCCGCGAGGAAAACGAUCUGGACGAGGCGGUGACGCGGCCGGGGCUGACUGCAGCGCCUCUGGUGGCGGUGGGUCAACUGCGGCGGCUGCAGCGCGCCCGACUGGCGCUGCACCGCUGCGGCCUGCUGUGUGGCCGCCACUUUGGACCAGCGCUGCUGCUCGCUGCCGGUAGCAACUUCGUCAUCAUCGUCACUCUGAGCUAUGGGGUGGUGAUGACGCGAGCCAACAAGCAAAGCAGUCUGCUCCUGUCGUGGCUUUCCAGUUGGCUGCUGUUUGUGCUGGGGAAUCUCCUCCUUACUUGCUGGGCGUGCUCUUCUGCAUCCCAUCGCACUGUCGGAGUGACUCUAUUAUUGAACAAGGUCGAGAUGCUGUUAAGACGGAGUGAAGCUUGCGACACUUUCUGGCUGGAAGUGGAGCCACUACACUUCUCAGCUGCAGGUUUCUUCAACAUCAGUUUGCCUCUCUUUAUGUCUAUUGUUAGUGCUGCCGUCACCUACCUGAUAGUGUUUCUACAGAUUCCACGUUAA
Schistocerca piceifrons (Central American locust) is the source of this 564-nucleotide messenger RNA. RefSeq names its product putative gustatory receptor 2a. Gene Ontology annotation, cellular component: axon; dendrite; membrane. Lineage: Eukaryota; Metazoa; Arthropoda; Insecta; Orthoptera; Acrididae. Gene Ontology annotation, biological process: sensory perception of taste. The transcript has a single exon. The record is from RefSeq and is a predicted model, not a curated record. Bases 1 to 564 code for a protein of 187 amino acids.